Molecule: messenger RNA, 903 nt
Organism: Lactuca saligna
Lineage: Eukaryota; Viridiplantae; Streptophyta; Magnoliopsida; Asterales; Asteraceae
Source: the annotation of a GenBank genome assembly
AAUUUUAUUAACCAUAGAUUUGGAACAUCUUGUUGGAUAUUAUAUCGUCCAAUGGGUCCAACACAAGCCUAUAGUAACUCAUCAUAAUUUAUAGUCCAAAGUUUUUUUUUUUCAAUAAUCCGAUCUUUUUGCUCUAUUCAAUUCUUUGUCAGGGUUCACAAUUAUGCGAGAGGCUGGUAUCAGUUUGAUUUGGUUGGUUGUAAAAGAUGAGAAGAAUUUACGACGACCCUUCGAUUCAGCGAAAAACAAUGAUUUUUCGAACUCAUUCUCAGAACCCUAAAUCAAACAAUCUCAUCUUCAAUCUCUUCUUAAUAAGCUUCGAUAUAUAUCUUCAAUGGCUGAAUCAGAAAAUGGAUCGCCAGUGAAUAACCUGAAGGUGGAAGUAAGAGCAGGAAGAAUAAAAGAAACUUCACCUCGUUAUCGUAAAGAAAGUCAUGUUAGAGGAGGAGAAGAUAUCAUCGAGGUGAGCACUCCAAUCAGCGAAUUUAAAGGUCAGAGUAUUUUUGAUCGAGCAAAAGAAGAAUUUGAGGCGCUUGUUGAAACGAUUCAUCCCAAGAAAGAAUAUGAUUAUUUCGUUUCCCCGCCUAAAAAGGAAGGUGGAUUUCGAGCUACCAUUGGAAGAAAGUUAGAAAAAAUUACAUCCGCAAGGAGUCAUAAUCAUCAAGAUUGAGGUUAUGUUAAUCCCUCUACCAAAUUAUGACCCCUGAUUCUGAUAUAUGUUAAUUGUUUGUAUUCGUAAAAUGAUUUUGCACAUCAAUGAGAUUUGACUUUUGGUCAAUUCUUUUUAGUAUCUAUAUUGGUAUAUGUGGAUUCAUCAAGUGGGAUGUUUCUGAUGAAAGUUUUGAAUCUUGGAUUAAUGUGUGGUAUGAGUUCUUUCUCAAUUGAUAUAUAGUUAACUACAUA